UCUAUCAAAUUUCAAUUUCGAAAAAAGUCGAAAAAAAUUUAAAAUUAAUAAAAAAAAAUACAAUUCUAUGCUAAGAAAUAAUGGCAGACAGCAUGACAGCAAGUGAAUUGGAGGAGCAGCCUAAGCCGGAGCAGGAGGAGCAGCUACGCAAGCAAUUUCUAAUGCAGCGGUUCAAUAAGAACUUGCAGGCAAACGAGGUGGCUACGAUGCAUUAUCUGGGCAUACCCUAUGUGGUGCUGCAGCGCCAUCCAUGCUUGAGCCUGAUGGUGCCGCUGAGCACGCGGGAUUUUGCGCUGCCGGGUGCGGAGGAGUCCGCAAUGGCAUUGCAGGUGCGAUUCAACUGUUCGGCAAACUAUCCGUUGCAGCUGCCGAGCGUGGAGCUGACCGGGAUGCGCAAUGUGAGCAGCAGGCUGGAGCUGCGAAUGCGCGAGGAGAUUGCGCUGACUCUGGCCGAGCACUUUGGUCUGCAUAUGAUUGUGGCGGUGGUCACAAGACUGCAGAUGCUGCUCAACAAAAAGGAGCGACCUUAGGGUCGGAGAGAGAGACAAGCUGGUCAAAGGUGCGCAGUUGUGUGUGUGCAUGUAUGUGUGUGUGUGUGCGUCUGGACGUGCACAAACAUGUUUGCAGUGCUGCAAGUCGCAUACGUGACCCGUCGCCCUGAAGUAUGCAACACUUGCUGCACUGUUAACACGUGCGCGCUGCUGCUGCUGCUGCGUGUGUGGGCCAGGGGGCGUGGCACAAACGACAACUCAUUAAUUGGCGACACUGGCUGCAUUAACUUAUCUUUUAUGCGCGUGCCAAAGCACUUGUGCCCAACUUAUCUAACUGGGCUUAACACUCACACACACACACACACACACACAUUCACUCACACACACACAUACAAGCACAUGCACAUGCUUUGGCUGACUGGCUACAUUUCCUUCCGCUCCCAAGCAGCGCAAAUGAAAUUGGAAGUCCCCAAAAAAAAAAAAAGAAAAACACGAGAAAACUGAAAAUACCAAAAGACAUUUUAUGUUAGUUUCGUAGACUGAGCUUCCUUGGGCGCUUCCUGUUUAUCCUUAAGCGUGUGCAACAUCAACAGCAACAGCAUCGGCGUCAAAGUCCUUUGCCUCACAUGCCGGAUGUCUCUGGGUAAUUUAGAUAGCUGCUGCAGUUGUUGCUGCUGCUGCUCUCCCAACUUGCAUAAUGUCACUUUCAAAGACUUCAUAGCUAAAUUGCUGCGCAUGCUACAGUAAAAAAGCAAAGGAAAAACUAUAAAGAUGCACCAAAGGACAUGGCACGGUAGCCCAUGAUGCGAUGGCUUAAAGUCGAUGUGCGCUCAACGCCUAAAAGCAGGCAACCAAUAUUGUUUACAUUAAAUAAAUUUUUAGAUAAGUGUUCAAAAAACGUUUGACCAAUGAUU
Molecule: messenger RNA, 1405 nt
Organism: Drosophila busckii
Lineage: Eukaryota; Metazoa; Arthropoda; Insecta; Diptera; Drosophilidae
Exons: 1
Coding region: 81-530 (149 amino acids)
Molecular function (GO): protein binding
Source: RefSeq, a predicted model, not a curated record